Molecule: messenger RNA, 4089 nt
Organism: Lodderomyces beijingensis
Lineage: Eukaryota; Fungi; Ascomycota; Pichiomycetes; Serinales; Debaryomycetaceae
Source: the annotation of a GenBank genome assembly
AUGGGACUGCUAUCGGACAAGUUGAACUUAUAUGAACUAUCUACUCGGACACUACGGUCUCCCUCGCUAAGCAUUUCCUCGCGCACCUCGUCUUCCACCGACACGGCCAGCAUCAAACGGCUCCGAUUCGAUGAUCGAUCCACCACCAAGACUAGUUUGGCUUUGAAACAGUAUAGAGAUGCGUCGGUUAAGACCAAGGAGGAGCUCUUACAGCAGCGGCCGUCGCCGCUGCUGGCGGCAGAUUCCAAGAUACAUGGCAUGUUUAGCUGGUCGCCACUUCGGAAAAUCAACGAGCUGAUAUCGGACGAGGAAGUGAUGCAUGUGACAUCGAACUCGAUCUACAUUGCUGUUGCCUUGGGCAGCUCGGACGUGAUUAUAUUCAACUACAAGCAAGCCAUCGAGGUCAGGCUAGAUACCGAGGAACAUAACAGGAACCCGCUGGCGAAAAUCACAAGUUUGGCAUUUUCAUCCGAUUCGACUCAUUUUGUAGCGGGCUACGAAGAUGGAGUGAUACGUAUAUGGGACAUGAACUCGAACCGAUCGCCGCUGGUCCCAAGUGUCGUUCGGCCCCAUUUCAUCAUCCCUCCCAAACUGAGCCAUCCAGAUGAACACGAGGAGUUUCAAGGGCACCAGCUUAAUUCAGCGAUCAAGUACGUUGAUUUCAUCCAGCAGCACAACCAUCUCGUGGUAAGUGUGGACGAAUCCGGGCUGAUGCUACAUCACAAACUUCUGCGAAAGCUCAUGAAGAAACACGUCAAGACUGAACGGCUAGUGGCGUUCAACAACAUGACGAGAAAAAACUUGCCAUCCAAGAUUCUCAAAUACGGACAAUUGCCACUUGGCUCAUCGCCGCAGAUCACCGACGAAAUGGGGGUAGUGGCGUUAUUGACUCAAAACACUCUUACCAUAGCCUCGGUUGUGUCGUUGAAUGAUCCCGACUUGACCAACAUGGUGACUCAUUUCAAACUCACUAGGUCCGGAACCAGGAAUGGCAACGAGGAACUGGACCAGCACAUGGACCUGCUUUCAACUGCAAUGAACUGGUACCCUUGCACCAGGACAUCGCGCGGUAUCAACAACGCCAAGCUAGCAUGCAGCUGGCAUGACACGUUGAACAUCAUAGAACUAGAUAAUAACUGCCUCCCCCUGAAUUUGAUUCGCAUCGUUCAUGACGCCAAAGAUAAAGAUAAAGCAGUGCCAAAACUCCCCUUCCGCAGAACUUGCAAAUGGCAGUCUCUGCUGGCGAUUGUCGAUUUGAAAUGGGCCCUGUCGGAUGUAUUAUGCGUUUUCGUGCAACUGGAAGAUAACGAAAUCCACAUCAAGACUUUCCAUUAUGAUGGCUCGUUGCUAGUUCAAAUCGCCGAGGACGAAAUGGAAGGCGGAGUUCGUCGAAUCAACACGGCAAAGCAAAGUUUUUUGGUUCUCCGCAGGGACUCUAAAUUAUUCUUGGGCCGGCAAUUGAGCUGGGCCGAUAUCUUAUUGAAGGAUGUCUCAACAGGCAACUACGUCGACGCAUUAUUCGUCACUAACGAAUACUACCAAACUACAUCAAGGGGCAAAUUGACCGCUGUGGGGUUACCUGUAAAUAAAGAAAAGAGACUUCAAGUCUUGCGCCCUUACUUGGUUGAAAUCAUGCGCGAAUCGCUCCCGCUCUUGCUGAAAGCAGACUCGGCCAACAGCUUGAAUAUCUACUUUGACGUGAUUGCCUACGUUGGCAACACGGAGAUGCUUGAGGAUAUACUCGAGGCGCUACACAAUGAUGAAAAAUUCUUUGACACGUUGGAAUCGUACAUCUUGUUUGGAACCUUGUCAGUGUUGCCGCCGGCAAUACUCAGACGAUUGGUUGAGUAUUAUGCAUCCGCGAGAAAAGGCGAGUUGCUCACUGAAAUACUCUGCACUUUGGAUAUCAAGAGCUUGGAUAUCGAUUUGGCAAUUCAACUUUGCACCAAGUACAAGUUGCGGGAUUGCUUGAUUUACAUUUGGAAUGUGCUUUUGAACGACUAUGAAGCGCCCUUUAUUGAGUUUAUUGCUGAGUUUGGCAACGCCGAGGCCGCGUUUAUCGGGUCGGAAGACUAUUACAAGGCCUAUGCCUACAUGUCGUACAUUCUAACGGGCCGCCAAUACCCUACUGAUAGAUACAUCCCACAUGGAGAAAGAGAAGCAGCGCUUGCCAUUUGCAACAUUUUAUUCUCAAGCGGACCAGUGCAAAUCAGUGGGAAAGUCAUACCCACAACAACAACAGGAACGAAUGCAGAGACGAUAUUCCCGUAUUUGUACGUCUUUUUACAUGCAGACUCGUUCCAGAUGCUAUCGACACUCAACGAGUUUUUCGAGUCGUCGUUUCUCAAUGAAGAUCCAAAGUACACUAGACAAUACUUGAUUGAGGCGUUACUCGACUUGUUCGAAGCCAAUAAACAAAAUUUCACCGAUUUUGACAAGGCGCAAUUGGCGAUAUUCAUCGCGCGGAAUUAUCCAAAGUAUUCCCAACUCAUUCGUCUUUCCGAGUCAACAUUGGAUUCCGUAGUGGACACACUUUGUCGAAACGCCGACGCUUCGAUUGUCGAGGAUUGCGAGUUGGCACUACAAAGUCUAGUAUCGCUAUACGUUCCAGAGGACACUGGGUUUGAGCAAAAGUUGGAACUGGCAGGCUUUUACGGUGUCUUGGUUGAUCUAUACAAUUCUCAAGGAAAGUAUUCACGUGCACUCGAAUCAUGGCUAUUGAAAAAUGGAAGAGAAACCGCCACCACCAUUACCUCCUCCACUACACCAGCAGCGGCUUUAGUUGGUGAGAUUUCCGGACAGCAGUUGAUGGACUUGAUCCAUAACUCUUUCUCGAAGAUUAAGGUUUCAAGUGAGAAAAUCAACAUCAUCAAGGUGUUGAAAAACAAUUUUGAAAAAUUUGCCAAGUUGGACGUUCAAGCUUUCUACACUUUGAUUGAAAAGUAUGCUCCUCAUGCUCACGCGGAGGUUUUGAAUGUAAAAGAUGAUGCCGUUGCAUAUCAAUACACCACCAUGUUGUUGACAACGCCAGAUCUCAAAUGGAAGGAUUUCCUCCCGCGUCAUCUCCAGCUCAUGAUUCGGUUGGAGGAACUGAAAGUGUUUGCAUUUGUCGAGUUGUGGAGUGCCCAGCUUGUUGCUAGUGAACAGAAACAUCUAGAUGAAAUGUUGAAGUUGCUCCAUGAUCAUGAGUUGGUGGACGCCGAAGCGUGUCUUUUGGUGUGUCAAAACGAAUACGUACUUGCAAUCGAUUGCAUUCUCGAGUUUUUGAAACAGAAAAAGACAGAUUCUGAAUCAUCAUUUAUUGACGCUGCGUGCCAAGAUCGAUUCGUUUAUCUACUAGAAUACGCCAUGAAGAUAUGCGAACGACCAGAAACGUAUGAUGUCCAAGUCUCACAGGAUUUAAAUUUGAAUGAACAAUUGUGGCUCAAGAUAAUCCACACCCUAGUUGAAGUCGCCAACCACGCCGCUUCAAACCAUAUCGCGGGGCAAAAUUUCAUCAAUCAUUGCAUCCAUGAAUGUUUCAGAACAAUGAGCGACUCGAAAUUGAACAAUUCAAAAAGAGAACAAUCAUUCUUGGUGAUUUUCAACAAGUUUUUAGCACAGUAUACUACAACACGCAGAGAAGGCGAUGAAGAUGAAGAGCACAACGAAGCGAAAAUCGCCAGCUUGUCCAACAUCAGAGGCAUUCUUCAAGAAGUGUUUAUCUCGUACUCCUACGACAGCGAGAUGUUGAAGAUAUCGUUCAAGAUGUUGAAUGAUGACGUGUAUAAAAACAUGCUCAUCAUCAGAGACAACAAGUUGCGGGGAUGGAUGAUCAAAGCUGCGCAAGUAUGUUCUUCCUGCGGAAAAUGGAUUGGUGGUGGCGGCGGUGGUGUCAAUGGCAGUGGUACCGGCGAUAAUGGCUUACCGGAGGCUGUGCUUGAUCCGCAUGUGCUAGCGUGGGAGGACCGACAGCGAGGUGGGAUCAAACUGCAACUCGGCUCAUUCAAAUUUCUAGAGUUGAUUUAUUUCGAGUGCGGCCAUGCGUAUCAUUCCACGUGUUUGGAAAAGCUACAAUCUUACAAAAAGUGUGUUCUUUGCCAUCACUGA